Messenger RNA from Paramuricea clavata, 1077 nucleotides. The record is from the annotation of a GenBank genome assembly. Lineage: Eukaryota; Metazoa; Cnidaria; Anthozoa; Malacalcyonacea; Plexauridae.
AUGGCAAACCAUGUCGAAAUAAUCCAAGACUGUGAAGAGGUGGAAAUAGUAUCGUGCAACAAAGAUACUGUGGGAAAAACCCGUCUUCAAAAAUGGUCCAGAGGAAUUUAUAUAGUAGCAUCAGCUGGUGGUCACAUUGAAUACUGGCAGCCGCUAUAUAAGUAAGUAAUAUUGAUCUUAAAAAUUUUUAUAUUAAGAUGUAGAGUACAGCACAUGGCACACAGUUACAGAUAUAAUUUUCCAUGGAAUUAUGACAACAAUAUGUUAUGAACAAUUACAGCUAAUAAGAACAACUGCUAAUAAGAACAACUGCAGUCAGAUAAAUUCAUACUGCAAAAACAGAUUGUUUGAAACAAUGAAUCUGACAACCAAAUUGGGUGUUGUUUUAACCAAUCAGUUUUUACAGCGUAUUUUUAUUCAUACAGGUAUAUGGUACCUUUUUCAUGCAAUUUCUGAUCAGUAUUGGUGUACUGCCUCCCUAAGCUCUGUAGGAGAUAUACUCGAUUUAAUAUAGUAUAUAAAAAUCAUUUCCGUGGCGUUUCAAUUAUAUUUCAGAUCCGAAUCUCCAACCCAAGCCUUUAUGAUCACGGUUGUUUGGUUAUUUAACAAGUUUAUGGCUUUAAAAGCAAGUGGUAAAAGUGAUGAAGAAUUGCUUCAAGCAAUGGAGGAGACUGUUUUAGCCUAUGACAACAUGUGUCAUUUAGAUUCUCUCCGUAUUUCGAGGAAGGAUUUACCUCUUCCUGCGCCAUUCAAUAAAAAGUGGCAGAAAGUUGGGAAGGUUAUUGAUCGCCUGCACUUGCAGAACCACAAAGAUCCCUUAUGCAAGGUCAAAUAUAAUCCUGACAACUCCUUGUCUAAGAGCGUCAACACAAUGGCUGCAGAACAAGUAAAUGUUUGGGCAAGUCGGUUAAAGAGAAUUAUGGUGUCUAUGCCAUAUAUGCAUCACAUGUUUUUCUUUCAUAGAAUGGUGAAAAAAAGGAAUGCAUAUACGGAAUUCUGUUACAGAGUUGGAAAACAACCCAUAUGUACUUUGCCACGAAAAACGCACCCAUAAUUGUAUACAUUUAUAAACUGUAG